AUGCCGGUGUUGUGGAAACCCCGGUCACAACGCACGGACGUGCCCCUUGGUGAGAAGGCGGGCAACGCCACGCGAGGCGCCCCGGGCUCCAAGCUGUGGCCAUGCAGCAGCAACUGGGGAAUCGGGCUCCAAGCUGUGGUAAUGGUGACGGCGAGCCCCCUCGCCAGCGUGCACGCACAGCCACAACAACGCCAACAACAACAACAGCAGCCGCCGUCGCGUGCAGGUCGGACUCGAGAGCGGCGGUGUGGCCGCUGCGGACAAACCGGUCACACGGUCACGACCUGCUCGCUGUCUGCGAACCGCAUGGACGACGUGCAUCUCCUGCCGCCCCUGACACGAGAGUGCCCUUAUUGCGGUGCGCUGCUGUUCGAUGGCCAGCGCCGCGAGGACGGCAGUGAGACCAGCUCCUUCUGCUGUGGCAACGGCCGCGUUCAUCUCGAACCCAUGCCAGCACCACCGGCGCCGCUGCGACAGCUCUGGGAGGACCGUGGCGAGCGUGGUCGCAUCUUCUAUGACUACAUCCGCCUCUUCAACAAUGCCCUCGCCCUGGCUUCUGCGCGAGCGUCGUGGGUGAGGGCGGAGCGUGGGUGGAACCCACACCUCAUCAUACAGGGGAGCCUUCAUCACUGCAUCGGGUCGCUGCUGCCUGCCGAGGGCGAGGAGCCGCAGUUUGCGCAGGUGUACGUGUACGACAACGUCGGCCAGGCAACUGCGCGCCGCCUGCUCGACAUGCGACAGCGGAUCGCGGCUGGGACGAGCGUGCCCGAUUCCAUCUGCGCGAACAUCCUCACCACGCUCCAUGACAUGUUGGUGGACUGCAACCCAUACGUCGACGCCUUUCGUGAUGCCGCCUCGGCCGCGCUCGCGUCUUCGGGCGAUGAUGCUGUGCCGGACCUGCAGUUGGUGCUCAACUCCGAGAACAGGCCCGCCGAUCAGCACGCGCGCCGCUACACGUCGGGCAACUCCGAGGAGGUGGCCUUGCUGUGUCCGGAUGACCAGGUUGCACAGCGGGACCUGGUCGUGUACCCGAGGGACGGCGGCAUUCAGUUCAUCAACGAGACACACCAGGCCUGGGACCCGCUUCACUUUGUGUUGCUGUUUCCCGAUGGCACACCGGGGUGGAGGAUUGGCGUGCCUCUGCGUGUCCCGCCGUCGCUGGGUGGUGAUCAACGCCGCCCGGAUCAGUGUGGUGGUGCUGUCGUCGAUGCAGAGGACGUCAUGGGGCUCGGCGGCGAUGGCUCGGCCGCCCGUCACGUGAGCACUCGGCAGUUCUACGUGUACCACCUGAUGCAGAGGUCGCAGUGCAACUACCUGCUGCGUGCCGGGCGGCUGACGCAGGAGUACAUUUGCUCGGCGUUCUACCGCGUGGAGUACCUGCGGCUCCUGUACGUUCGCCAGCAUCAGGCAGAGCUUCGCUCCGCCAUCUACCAGAACUUGGUGGACCACUCUGGGGAGGAUGACGCAGACGAGCAGCAGCUUGGGCGCCGGGUUGUCCUGCCAUCCAGCUUCCUUGGAGGACAACGGCACACCAAGGAGCGCUUCCAUGACGCCAUGGCCAUCCUUGGCGAAUACGGGAAGCCCGACCUGUUUGUGACAUUCACGUGCAACCCGGCAUGGCCUGAAAUCACCCGUGAGUUAAGGGGUCACGAGCGCGCAUCCGAUCGCCCUGACCUCCUGGCACGCGUCUUCCACGCCAAGCUGGCAGCCUUCCGCAUCGACAUUGAGCACGGCCACGUUUUCGGGCCCACCCGCGCGUUCCUGUAUGCGAUUGAAUUUCAGAUGCGCGGGUUGCCCCAUGCGCAUUGCUUGGUGUGGUGUGCCCAGCCCUUGCAGGGGCCGUCGGACAUCGACCGCUUCAUUUCGGCGGAGAUUCCCGACCCCGCCACCGACGCGACACUGCACGCCUUGGUGACGCACCACAUGCUCCAUGGCAUGUGCGGUUCCCACAACCCCUCUGCCCCCUGCAUGACACCCUCCGGCUGUCAGCACGACUUCCCAAAGCCCCUGUGCUCAGAGACAUCUUGGAGAGACGAGAUGUAUCCCCAGUACCGCCGGCGUGGGGUGCGUGAUGGCGGCAUGGCGGUGUCUCGCGUGAUCAACGGCGAGGCCGUGACCGUGGACAACAGUUGGGUCGUGCCUUACUCGCCGGCGCUGUUGCGGCGAUACCAGGCUCACAUCAACGUCGAGGUUUGCGGGUCCGUUCGCGCCAUUCAUUACGUCUUCAAACUGUUUGGGUACGAGAUCUACUACCGACGCCCUUCUGUUCAGCGGCUCACGCUGCACCUGCCUUUGCGCCAGUCGGUGCUCGGCACAGAGGCGCAACUGGCCUCCGUGGCAAGGAGCGGCGAGCAACCUCAUACGCCACUGCUCGCCUUUUUCGAGCUCAACUGCCACCAUGGCGAUGAGCCGCUGCGGCUUCACCCGACCCUGACGUCCAAGGACCUCACUUACGCAGAACUGCCAAAGUACUUUGUGCUUGAGCGCUCGCGUGGCCGUAGCAAGUGGGUGCAGCGACGCCGGCCGCAGGCCACCCCAACGCUGGGUCGUGUGUGCAACAUCCACCCCGGCGCGGGUGAGCUGUACUUCCUCCGCAUCCUUCUGCACACGGUUCGGGGGCCCACGUCCUUUGAGGACCUGCGCACUGUGGAUGGCGUCGUGUGUCCCACGUUCAAGGCUGCCUGCUGCGAGCUUGGGCUCACGCGCGAUGAGCACUGGCAGGCCGCCAUUACCGAAACCUGUAAUGCGUACGGGCCGGGCCGUGCACGGGAGAUAUUUGCGCGCAUCCUCUACAUGUGUCAGCCACCUCGGCCCAUCAACAUCUUCGACGCGUGCUGGCGGCUCUUGACCGCGGACUACACCACCGCCCUUCGUCGCCAGGGCCGCUUCGUGCCAGAUGAGGUCCUGAAGGCGUGGGCGCUUGCCGCGAUCGCAGAUGCCAUUGAGCCGGAGGGCCACACGCUCGAUUCCUUUGGUCUUCCUUCGCGGGACGACCUGCGCCGAACCCUCGGGGUGGCUGGCCAACCGCCCGCCCCUCCUUUCCGCGGCGGUGGCUGUCACCCAUCCCGCCUGGGGCGGCCACCCGCUGCCAUGCAGCUGCAGCCGCAACCGCCUGUUGUUGACGGGCCUUCGCCCGUCCCCAUAGCUGAGGACGGUCGCACCGUCCGUGAGGAUGGCAACGACCAUGAUGAGCCCGUGCAACGGCGCGUGGAGCGGAAGCUGUCCGUCCUGCUGCCCUCUCAGCGCACUGUCGUGCAGCACAUUUUGGAUGCUGUGUGCGCACAGCGGCGGCGUCACGAGCGCCACCUUCAGCGUCGAUCUGGGGCGGUGCGUGGUGGUGCACGCGGCCGUGGUCGUGGCGGUGGUGGUGCACGUGGUGCACGUGGUGCGCGUGGUCGUGGUGGUGCACGUGAUGUACGUGGCGGUGGUGGUGCACGCGGCCGUGGUCGUGGCGGUGGUGGUGCACGUGGUGCACGUGGUGCGCGUGGUCGUGGUGGUGCACGUGAUGUACGUGGCGGUGGUGGUGCACGCGGCCGUGGUCGUGGCGGUGGUGGUGCACGUGGUGCACGUGGUGCGCGUGGCCGUGGUCGGUCUCGGCACGUUGCAUUCUUCCUCGACGCACCUGCCGGGACUGGUAAGACGUUUUGCCUCAAUCUCCUGCUCGAGGUGCUGGGGGACCUGGGCUUGAAAGCCAUGGCCGUAGCCUCCAGUGGGAUCGCUGCCACGCUCCUCACCGGUGGACGGACCCUCCACUCGCGCUUCAAGGUGCCCAUCAACAUCCCACAGCCUCGGCCCUUCAACAUCGACGCCUCCAGCGAGCUGGCUGCGGAGCUGCGAGAUUGCAGUCUCAUCGUCUGGGAUGAGGCCCCUCUCGCGAAUCGUGUGCUCCUCGAGUCGCUCAACCUCACCCUGCGGGACCUGCGGCGUGACGCGGCACCAUUUGGUGCCGCGUCACUCCUGCUGGCAGGCGACUUUCGGCAGGUGUUGCCCGUGAUCAGGAAGGGCUCACUCAGCGCUGUGGCCUCAUUUCACCCAACUUCGACUCUCCCACAACGUACGCGUUCUCGGCACCGGGGCUGGACCAUCACAACACCACCAACAACACCAACACCAACAACAACAACAACAACAACAACAACAACAACAACAACAACACCAACAACAACAACACCAACAACAACAACAACAACAACAACAACAACAACAACAACAACAACAACAACAACAACACCAACAACACCAACAACAACAACAACAACACCAACAACAACAACACAACAACAACAACAACAACAACAACAACAACAACAACAACAACAACAACAACAACAACAACAACAACAACAACAACAACAACAACAACAACAACCAAACAUGACACCACGUGAGUUUGUGGACUGGCUGCUGCGACUGGGUGAGGGUCGGGAGCCUGAUUGCCGCACACCGGCCGCUAUCGAAGCUGAUGCGUGCAACGGUAGGCGGUCCACGCGCGUUCGUGUGCCGCCCCACAUGCGCAUCGGCAUGAGUCUUGACGCCAUCAUUGCCGCAGCGUACGGCGAGAACUUUCAGGACUGCCAUCGCGCGGCCAUCCUCGCCCCGACCAACGCCAUCGUCGACAGGCUCAACGAUCAGCUGACGGACAGGUUCCCUGGCGAGAAAACGGUCAUCCUCAGCUCGGACGAGGUGGACCCAACGUCCCCCGCCAGUGGCACCGUGUCACCCGAAACGCUGAAUGGGUUCACUGCGUGCAACUUGCCCCCGCACCGCUUGGUCCUGAAACCCGGCAUGCCGAUUCUGUGUCUGCGCAACCUCUCCCCGACGACGGGGCUGUGCAACGGUACGCGCCUGCGCGUCAUUGCCGUGCACGGGAACAGCGUGCUGUUCGUGGAAAUCCUCACGGGGCCUUCGGCGGGCAGCACCGUCGUGCUGCCCCGUGUACCCCUCAGUGCCCCCGAGGACAUGUUUCCAUUUCCGUGGACAAGGCUCCAGUUUCCCGUCAAGCCCUGCUUCGCCUGCACCGUCAACCGCAGUCAGGGUCAAACCCUCGACCGUGCGGUCGUGUACCUUGAGGACGACCUGUUUGGCCAUGGCCAACUGUACGUCGCUGCAUCCAGGGUCAAGCAUCCAUCACGCCUGUUCUUUGCUUCACCGCUGCCCCAUGUCGCCAACGUCGUGUAUACUGAGGCGCUUGGCGCUCCCGCCCUGCCCGCUGCGUCACAACAACAACAACAACAACAACAACAACAACAACAACAACAACAACAACAACAACAAGUAGAGUUGCAGCAGGAACAACAACAACAACAACAAGUAGAGUUGCAGCAGGAACAACAACAACAGCCACAAGUAGAGUUGCAGCAGGAACAACAACAACAGCAACAACAACAACAACAACAACAACAACAACAACAACAACAACAACAACAACAACAACAACAACAACAACAACAACAACAACAACCCGGGUCCAUCUCUGGCAGCGGUGUUCGCUGCAAACGGCAUCACCACCGACACCCUUACCUACGAUGGCCCUGGCACAUCCCCGCAGAUGAUCAGGAGCGCCUUGCGCUGCUCGCGGGCGUGGAUACAUACAACCUCAUCGCUUCCAUUGCCUUGCAGCACGCUCCCAAUGCAUUCCCACGCCUCACUGUUGGCGAGUAA
Molecule: messenger RNA, 5661 nt
Organism: Salpingoeca rosetta
Lineage: Eukaryota; Choanoflagellata; Craspedida; Salpingoecidae
Product: transcriptional factor B3
Exons: 6
Coding region: 1-5661 (1886 amino acids)
Biological process (GO): telomere maintenance; DNA repair
Molecular function (GO): DNA helicase activity; zinc ion binding; nucleic acid binding
Source: RefSeq, a predicted model, not a curated record